This is a messenger RNA of Pistacia vera, 1152 nucleotides long. Its product is annotated as GDSL esterase/lipase At5g08460. The transcript is spliced from 5 exons. Bases 1 to 1152 code for a protein of 383 amino acids. The record is from RefSeq and is a predicted model, not a curated record. Lineage: Eukaryota; Viridiplantae; Streptophyta; Magnoliopsida; Sapindales; Anacardiaceae. Gene Ontology annotation, molecular function: hydrolase activity, acting on ester bonds.
AUGCCAAUCAAUCUUCUUCUUCUUCUUCUCUUCACACUCGUUAUAUCCACCAUCUUUAACGCCUCAAAAGCUCUUGAACUAGGCAGUACAUCAAUCUCAAUACCACCUGCUGGACCACCAAUUUCUCCUGCUGCUCUGGUCCCGGCUCUGUUCAUCAUUGGCGACUCCUCUGUUGACUGUGGCACCAACAACUACCUCGGUACUUUUGCUCGAGCCGAUCGUCUUCCCUAUGGAAGAGACUUCGAUUCUCACCAACCCACUGGAAGAUUCAGUAAUGGAAGAAUCCCAGUCGACUAUCUUGCAUUGCGCCUGGGGCUCCCCUUUGUUCCUAGUUAUCUUGGGCAGAAGGGUAACGUUAAAGAUAUGAUUCAAGGGGUGAAUUAUGCAUCUGCUGGUGCUGGAAUUAUAUUCUCAAGCGGGUCAGAGUUGGGCCAACACAUCUCCUUAAUACAGCAAAUUCAGCAGUUCACAGAUACCUAUCAGCAGUUUAUUUUAAGUAUGGGAGAGAAUGUUACAGCUCAUUUGAUCUCAAACUCAGUGUUUUACCUUUCCAUUGGGAUUAAUGACUAUAUACAUUACUAUCUUCCUAACGUGUCUGAUGUGCAAAAUCUGUACCUGCCAUGGAGUUUCAACCAGUUCUUGGCAUCUAACGUGAGGCGGGAAAUCAAGAAUCUGUAUAACAUAAAUGUCAGGAAAGUGGUGCUCAUGGGGAUGGCACCUAUUGGCUGUGCUCCUCACUACCUGUGGAAGUACGGUAGAAAUGGAGAGUGUGUUGAGGAGAUAAAUGACAUGAUCCUGGAGUUUAAUUUUGUCAUGAGAUACAUGGUUAAGAUGCUUCGUCAGGAGCUUCCGGAUUCCGAUAUCAUCUUUUGUGAUAUGUAUGAAGGUUCCAUGGAUAUAAUUCAGAAUCAUGAGCAUUAUGGUUUCGAUUUUACUACUGAUGCUUGCUGCGGAUUAGGGAAGUAUAAAGGGUGGAUAAUGUGCAUAUCACCGGAAAUGGCUUGUAGCAAUGCUUCAAAUCAUAUCUGGUGGGAUCAGUUUCAUCCAACUGAUGCAGUGAAUGCCAUUUUAGCAGACAAUGUCUGGAAUGGUCUGCACACAAAAAUGUGCUACCCCAUGAAUUUGGAGGACAUGGUUGCUACAAAGCUGUAA